Messenger RNA from Achroia grisella, 1755 nucleotides. RefSeq lists its product as uncharacterized. The record is from RefSeq and is a predicted model, not a curated record. Lineage: Eukaryota; Metazoa; Arthropoda; Insecta; Lepidoptera; Pyralidae. The coding region runs from base 1 to 1755 and encodes 584 amino acids. The transcript has 9 exons.
AUGGAAAAGGAGAGCUGGUAUUGGAUAAUUCCGGCUGUUCUGAUGUCAGUUUCUGGAAUGAUAACCGGAAUUGUGAAACUGGUAACACGGGAUAAUGAUUCAAGAGAAGUAGAAAUCUUAAACAGAGAAAUAUACAAUACACAUAUCGGCGCAAAUGUAAGGGUAACCAUCCCUGCGUAUAGGUACGAAAAAGAACAAUGCUUCAUAAAACUACCUAAUUUUGAUCGGCACGAGAUGAAUCAAUAUCUAAAUGUAGACGGUAUACAUGUUAUUAAUGAUCCGGACUAUGUAUGCGGAGCUGUUAUCAAUGUUCACUCCCAAGAUAUGGUCGGGGAAUGGGUGAUGAUUGCUUGGGAGAUAAGAUACACCUACCCUUUAGAGAGAAGGUUACCAUUCAUCAUAAAGGUUAACGAAACUAUCAACGCAGUACCAAAACAAGUUACGAUAACAGAAGGUAAUGAUCUCUACUUACAUCUGCAGAACAACACAGAACUUCAUGAAACUUGCAAGCUCUUUGGGCCUGAUGAGAAUGAGAUUGUCAAUUUUGAAUUAGAUUCCAAUUAUCUUGAGAGUUGUGGAUUCAUUGUUAAAAAUGUUAAGGUAUCUGAUAGUGGCAAAUGGGAAAUCAGAUCUGGUAAUGGUAUUAUUUUUAGAGCAUUCACUGAAGUAACUGUCAUUGAAAGAUGGAACAAACAGUAUACGGCUCUCAACUGGGUCAAAGAUGGAUCAGUAGAUAUUACUAUUGGCCCUGAAGAUGCAGUUUAUUGUAGAAUUGAGGAUCCCAGUGGCACUGUCGUGUUUCUUGGAUUCGGUGCAUGCAAGAUUGUAUUGGAAAGAACUACUGAAGAACACAAUGGUGUUUGGAAAAUCAGUUUGACCUUACCAGAAAAAGUUUUGACCGAAGACUUGGAAGUCACAGUAACAGAAGGAAAACCUGUCCUGACCACCGAUGUAGAUAGAAUCACAGCUAUGGAGGGCGACACCGUGACCAUGUCAUGCUCGAUACAGUCCGCAGUCAGGUACUGUUACUUUAGAGCACACAAUGGAACUGUCUUCAAUGUUUCACCUGGUAGCAUAUCGGGGACUAUGGAGUACGUAGGUGCAGGUUUAGACGCCGGCGAGUGUGGUAUCAGACUCAGGAACCUACUGUCCUCCGAUAGCGGUAGCUGGAGUUGCCACGUUGGUUUCCAAGACUAUAACGAACCAGAACAAAGGGCAGACUUCGAUGUUACUAUUGAAGAGGCAAUGACAGCACGUCAGUACAGUGAGCAGAGCACGCUGGUGGUGGAGGGGCUGGUGUACAACAGCCGACAGCUGGAAUACUGCAGAUUUGUUCGCAUCGAUGGACUAGAUGUGACAUCAGAGAUACUUCCUGACCGGUACACAAGCCAUGAUUCCCUAGAUACUGGUCUGUGUAAAAUUCGCAUUGAAAACGCUACCAACCUUGAGCACCACCCGUGGAAGGUGGUCGCCAGGAUGCUUAGCCAAGAAGUGGAAAUAUUUCAGAGCACAACGCACAGUAUCAGCAUGCCAACAGCCGCGGAACCCGGCAAUCUGAACAAUCAGCUUAUCUUUUGGAUUCCAAUGAUGUUGCUGAUGAUCGUGCUGGCAGCUUUGGUUGUGUUGCUUGUACCUAAGAGAAACCGAAAGAGAACUUUGGACAGGAUGAACAUCAUCAGAGACAGCAUCCGCGGCAGUUUCCAGAAGAAACCGUUACCGGACCCAGCUCCUCACGCUGGCGUCACGGUGGCAUAG